Molecule: messenger RNA, 832 nt
Organism: Python bivittatus (Burmese python)
Lineage: Eukaryota; Metazoa; Chordata; Lepidosauria; Squamata; Pythonidae
Gene: MRPL28
Product: mitochondrial ribosomal protein L28
Cellular component (GO): mitochondrial large ribosomal subunit
Molecular function (GO): structural constituent of ribosome
Source: RefSeq, a predicted model, not a curated record
AUGGGCAAGACGGUGGACACAGUGUCACAAUCCAAGCCCUGCCGCUUUUGCCCUGCGUGCACCCUCUUGCCCCCACAGAGCCAGGAGGGGCUGUGGGGCGGCGAGGGCUGGGUGGCCGGCUACCGCUACGCCCGCGACGAGAAGCUCUCAAGGCGGGUGAAAAAGGUCUGGAAGCCGCAGAUUUUCCAUCGCGAGUUCUACAGCGAGAUCCUUAACAAGAAGCUGAGGAUCGCCGUCACCAUGAGGACGCUGGACCAGAUCGACAAAGCUUUCGGCUUUGACUUCUAUAUCUUAAAGACCCCGAAGUCUGAGUUGUGUUCCAAAUUGGGCAUGGACCUGAAGCGCACCUUGCUUUUGAGACUGGCACGCCAGGACCCUUCUCUCUACUCAGAUGAUCCAGCCAAGAGAGAGGCUGUUUAUAACAAAUACAAGGAGUUUGUGAUUCCUGAAGAGGAGGCUGAAUGGAUUGGACUGAGUUUGGAGGAAGCUGUAGAAAAGCAGAGGGUCUUGGAGAAGAAGGACCCUAUUCCCCUGUUCAGAGUUUAUGCAGAAGAACUGGUCCAGCACCUCCAAAAACAACAGAUAUCUUAACAAGGAACUGGGCUAACCUGGGCUUUCCUCAGUUUGGUUUAUCUCAUGCACGUGAAAGAAAAGGACUGGAUACCAAGAAACCUUUUGAGGCCCCAUUGGGUGAAUCAGAGGAAUGGACUGAGAAAAGUCUCUGUUAAUAUUUGGUGUUUGGGAGAGCCAUUCACCCUGAGCUGCACCAUCCCUUGUUCAAAAUGCUCAGUAUUAGCACCAAUAAAGAGAGGAUUGUUUCAUCUCCUGCUGA